GGCGGCUAUGGCUGCCGCUCGAGUCCUCAGGAGACUUCGCGCCCUGCAGCCGGUCGUGCAGGCGCCGCCGCUGUUUCUGCGCGCUUCGCAGGGGGCAGCCCGGAGCGGCGUCUGCCAUGGCCCCCGAGCUGCGCACACCGACACCGGCGAUAAAGAUGUGGGUUCUUUGACAAGAUACGAUGAGUCGAGUGUUACCACUGACUGGCAAAAGAAGUUGACUCCUGAGCAGUUUUAUGUCACCAGGGAAAAAGGAACUGAACUGCCAUUUAGUGGAAUCCAUCUGACUAACACAGAGCCUGGGAUGUACCACUGCAUAUGCUGCAAUGCUGCGCUGUUCAGCUCAGAAACGAAAUAUGAUUCUGGCACAGGGUGGCCAUCCUUUUCAGAAGCAUAUGGGACACAUGGCACAGAUGAAAGCAAUACUAAUAUCUUGAGACGUCCUGAUAAUUCACUAGGAACAAGCAGCACGGAAGUCAUCUGCAAACAGUGCGAUGCCCAUCUGGGCCAUGUGUUCGGUGAUGGUCCCGAGCCAUCUGGGCAGAGGUUCUGCAUCAACAGUGUUGCAUUAACAUUUAAACCAAGCUCCAAGCAGUGAGACUUUCCUUCUUUACAACCUGUGCAUUUGAUACCACUUUGAUGCUCUGAUCUCCUUUGCCGCAGAGGGCCACUUUGAAAAUGUAUCGGGAGCCAGGUGCCUGUGCCUAUUUUGUGUAUACAUAGUGAUGGUAAUUAAUGAGAAUGCAUGUGGGGGGAUGCCAAACCAUUGAUGUGAGAUGUGCUGCUCUUAUUCUGUGAUGGAAUAGGCUCAUCUAAGGUAGCCAGGCUAGUCUGGAGACCUGUGUGCCCUGCUUAUGUGGAUGCAGAGCUCUUCUGCAUGUAGGCAGUUCCAUUAAAUCCAGCACAGACAGCAUAUCUACACAUACAAAUUAAUGUACACGCUGCUUUUUUUAUUUAAAAAAUAGUUGAUUGCCUCGUUGUUAAUAGGUGAAGCAAUCAAUUACAGUGGAACCUCGGUUCUCGAACCUCUCCAUUCCUGAAUGUUUCAGCUCCCGAACGUCAAAAACCCGGAAGUAAGUGUUCCAGUUUUUGAACGUUCCUUGGAACCUGAACAUCUGAUGUGGCUUCCAAUCUGCAAAAAGCCUAGCUGUCAGCCAGUCGGAAGCCGCACCUCAGAAUUCGAACGUUUCAGAAAUUGAAUGUCCUUCCAGAAUGGAUUACAUUCAAUUUCCGAUGUUCCACUGUACAUGCAAAUCACAUUCACAGAUUUCUAAAAAGGAAAUACAGGAGCCUUGUACAUGCCUCUUAAGUAUAAUGUAAAUUAAAUUAUAAAUAUAAUUUUUAAAUGAUUGCUCAUUGUUGGAGAGAAAGGCCACAUUUUGUGUUACAUUGGUGCAACCGACUCAGUAUGCCAUUUCCAAGACAAGGAUUUGCUAAAGAGGACUCCCAAGACAUCUGAAGGAGUGAGUUUGCUCUAAUUCAUGUUGGUGCAGACUCCAUUUAUUUCUAGAGCUGCGUUUUCCAAAAACAAUUAUUUUAGUAGUUUACUAUGAGGCUUUCCUGUUCACAGCACAAACUAAAAUCCACCAGUAGAUUUUUAAGACCCAGAUGGGAAAGCAUAAGUAGCACUAUGUCAUCGGACAACACACCUUCCUACUUCUAAUUGCCGGAGUGAGGAACCACAUCAUUAAUGUGAAAAUUAAAAAGCAUAGGGGCCCAAAUCAUGAGAUGAAUUUAGAAAGCACGAUAUUUGAAACCAAUGAAGCUGUGGCACUAUUAGCACCUGUCUUCUGACAACUUCACCUUAGGAAAAUUCAAAUUAAAGGCUACAAGCUACUUCUCCCGCUGUUUCAUUGUUCUGCUGAAUGCUGGGGACUUUUUGAAAAAUAUAAAUGUAAAUGUUGAUAUAAAACAGCAGUUAUCCAUCUGGCAUGUUCUGCUGCUGCACCUUUUCUUUGUAGAUCUCUGGCAAUUUUGGGAACAAUUUUUAUUCCCUACUAGUCUGCAUUUUAGAUUUUAUUAAUGGGGGUUGGGAUGCAUUGCAAUUCAUAAAAUAGUAUGUCUUCAUUACUUUUUUUUUAUUUAUAAAAUUAUUCCCUCCUCCCUCAAAAGAAAUAAUGCAAAACAUAAAUGGAGUGUUUACUGCUUCCUGUUGUAAAUGCUGGAAUAAAAUGUUUUGUUCACGGUG
Podarcis raffonei (Aeolian wall lizard) is the source of this 2185-nucleotide messenger RNA. RefSeq names its product methionine sulfoxide reductase B2 (gene MSRB2). Gene Ontology annotation, biological process: response to oxidative stress; protein repair. The coding region runs from base 8 to 595 and encodes 195 amino acids. The transcript is spliced from 5 exons. Gene Ontology annotation, cellular component: cytoplasm. Gene Ontology annotation, molecular function: peptide-methionine (R)-S-oxide reductase activity. The record is from RefSeq and is a predicted model, not a curated record. Lineage: Eukaryota; Metazoa; Chordata; Lepidosauria; Squamata; Lacertidae.